Messenger RNA from Lingula anatina, 1684 nucleotides. RefSeq lists its product as uncharacterized. Lineage: Eukaryota; Metazoa; Brachiopoda; Lingulata; Lingulida; Lingulidae. Gene Ontology annotation, biological process: mitochondrion organization; DNA repair. The record is from RefSeq and is a predicted model, not a curated record. Gene Ontology annotation, molecular function: RNA endonuclease activity producing 5'-phosphomonoesters, hydrolytic mechanism; single-stranded RNA binding. Gene Ontology annotation, cellular component: cytoplasm; nucleolus; mitochondrial inner membrane.
CACGUACAGUUGUAACACAGCAACAUGGCUGGAAGAGUUGGGGAGAUGAAUCCAAAUGACUUCAGGAUCAUUCGUGAGAUCUACGAAAAUGACAGUGCACCAGAAGAUUUUGAGAAUGAACUAGACCGUGCCUUGGAGGACUGUGUGAGCUUUAUCAUUAUAGAACCAACCAAACUCGGGGAUGAGACUGCACGCUGGAUUAAAGUUGGGAACUGUUUGCACAAAACCUCGCUUCUGUCAGGGGUGUGUUGCUUGGCUGUUGGCAAGCUGUGGCCUCAGGUUGGCAGUAUCCUGACGUGUCCAUUGGGGGUGGUCAGUGUUAUGUGUGCUGGUCUUUACAUGGCUUCAUGGCAGUAUGACCCGUGUUGUAAAUACCAAGUGGUCACUGACCCCAGAAAACUACAGGGACUCCCUCUUUAUGAUCUCACCUCACCGUCCUAUGUGGCUCUGGAAAGAAAAGACGAUACUGCACGAAAAAUUCUCCACACAAUAGUUGCCUUGGCAGCUGGAGGGUUCUGUUUAUGGAAACUUUCCAAGUGGUAUUCUUCUUAUUCUUAUGUGGAUGAGAUUGAUCUUUGAUUCAACUAAUUGUUUAGUAAUUGUUUUGUAAUCUUCUGUGGUCUUUUGGCAAGGACAUCAUUUUUAUAUUUUAGUGAAAACUAAUAUUCUGAGGACAUUCAUGUGAACUGGAUAGACUUCUGGUUUACUGUGACACAUUCUCAACAUUGGAUCUGUGCAGAAAGACGUUAACUUGUCAUUGUCACCCCGAACAAGGAAUAUAUUUAACAGUUUACUAUUUGAAAAAUAUGAGACGGAAGACUAACCUACUGUAAGGAUCUUUGUGCACUUCACAAAGUUUACCUACUGUACUGAUCUAGCAGAAUGCCAGUUUACUUGAGAGUUGUUCCACCUGAAUGGUGCAUGAAACUUUUCAUGGUUUGCUCUGCUCUCAAACUGCUGUUUAAGUCUUCCAGACCACUGCAUGAAGUGUCAGAGUGACUGUUUUAACUGGACUAAAGUUUUAAUAGCUGUGUAAUUAUCAUUUUAAAGAGGUUUCAAACCAUACUGUAUGUGUGAAGUGUGAAAUUUGUCAAAGAGUCAUUUAUAUGAGCAAGAAUGCCAGUCACUGAUGAUGGGAGAGGGGACAAUACUUCAUGACAUCAAUGUCCUAGUUGUUCAAUACUUUAAGAAGUCCAUAUGUACAAAUGUAGUUAAACAAUAUGGCAAUUUGGUAUAUGCAGUGUUCUUAUGAGGACUUAUGGUAUGGAUGAUAAUUGAUCUAUACUUGAUAAACUAUCCUCAUCAAUGUUAGUAUGUAAUCUGUUGAUUUAAUGCAACAUUUUUUUGCACUAAAGGAUGGUCUGGCAAAGGGGCCUGAGAGUUAAGUAAUCAAUAGCACCGUGAAGCCUGGAGUGUGUUUCAAAUACUGUGAUACAGCACAAAAAUGGCCCUUUAGCACAUGACACAUUUGCAAUGUUUGAUUUUAGUUAAUAAAUUAGAACUGAACAGUUUUGAAGCUUUGUGGCUUUCACUUUUAUUUUUGUUUUUAACGCAAGUAUAAUUUUUUUAAAUUGUGAAAAUUGAGCAACCACCUUAACUAGCAUCAUCUUGAAAUGAUGACUGCCACAGGAUAGUGUGCAGCAGGUUAAAUAAUUUAAAUAAUGAAAAUCAAUGUACUCUUGAA